Xyrichtys novacula (pearly razorfish) is the source of this 387-nucleotide messenger RNA. NCBI's taxonomy places the organism in Eukaryota, Metazoa, Chordata, Actinopteri, Labriformes, Labridae. The record is from the annotation of a GenBank genome assembly.
AUGACGUUUUAUUCGGGGUAUUUGAAGUGCAUUUGUAUUGCUUUACCUCAUGAUACUGAGCAUUUAAGUGCAGAUCGUUCCCAUCAGAAUGAUUGUUCCUCUCAUCCUCAGUGUGCUGAUGAUGAUGAUCCUGGAACAACUAAAUCAUUACUCGGACACAAAAGGACCACCAGGGUCAGGACUGUCCUCGAGGACCGGGCCGUAUAUAAAAAAAAAAAAAAAAGGAAGAGGAUCAAAAUCAAGGGCUGGAUUUGGAAACAGCUGCAGCGCAUCAAUGCAGGGGCCAGUGUGGCAGGAGUCCCCCCGCUGAGAGCAAAGAUGUGCGGUGACAAAGCUGGAGCGGCUCUGGAGGAGGGGAGAGGAAGAUCUCAGCGGACAAGAGCCUGA